Molecule: messenger RNA, 3597 nt
Organism: Pezoporus occidentalis (night parrot)
Lineage: Eukaryota; Metazoa; Chordata; Aves; Psittaciformes; Psittacidae
Gene: SMARCA1
Product: SWI/SNF related, matrix associated, actin dependent regulator of chromatin, subfamily a, member 1
Exons: 25
Coding region: 277-3195 (972 amino acids)
Biological process (GO): nucleosome organization; regulation of transcription by RNA polymerase II
Cellular component (GO): nucleus; chromatin
Molecular function (GO): nucleosome binding; ATP hydrolysis activity; DNA binding
Source: RefSeq, a predicted model, not a curated record
CCGUGCACAACAUGGACACCGGCUCCGGCGCCGCCCGCCCGGAUGGCGAGCUCCCCUCCACCUCCACCGCGGCGGCCUCUGCGCAGGAGCCCGGCGCCGAGGAGGUAUGGUUAAAUGUAGUUAAGCCUGUUCUUCCAAAUGAACUCCUGACUAUUCAUCUAGAAGUGAAAACAAACAAAACCCAGCCAAGAUAAAAAUGAUCCUCCGUUUCAACUCAAGCUUCCUCCAAAGGCAGCUAGACCUGACAAAGAAGUUGACCCAGAAUAUGAGGAGAAGAUGAAAGCAGAUCGAGCAAAAAGGUUUGAAUUCCUCCUGAAGCAGACAGAACUUUUUGCACAUUUUAUUCAGCCUGCAGCACAAAAAUCACCAACAUCUCCAUUGAAAGUCAAGCUGGGACGGCCACGGAUGAAGAAGGAUGAAAAACAGAGUUUGAUUUCUGCUGGGGAUUACCGUCACAGGCGCACGGAGCAAGAAGAAGAUGAAGAACUGUUGUCAGAGAGUCGAAAAACAUCUAAUGUGUGUAUUCGAUUUGAGGAGUCUCCUUCAUAUGUGAAAGGAGGAACACUAAGAGAUUAUCAGGUUAGAGGUUUGAACUGGAUGAUAUCAUUGUAUGAAAAUGGUGUCAAUGGCAUUCUGGCAGAUGAAAUGGGCCUUGGUAAGACUCUGCAAACAAUAGCAUUAUUAGGCUAUCUGAAGCAUUACCGAAACAUUCCUGGGCCUCACAUGGUCCUGGUUCCAAAAUCAACUUUGCAUAAUUGGAUGAAUGAAUUCAAACGCUGGGUUCCAUCGUUACGUGCUGUUUGCCUUAUUGGAGAUAAAGAUGCCAGAGCUGCUUUUAUCCGUGAUGUUAUGAUGCCUGGUGAAUGGGAUGUUUGUGUUACAUCAUAUGAAAUGGUGAUUAAAGAGAAAUCUGUCUUCAAAAAAUUUAACUGGAGGUACUUGGUAAUUGAUGAAGCCCACAGAAUAAAGAAUGAGAAGUCAAAACUGUCGGAGAUAGUACGUGAGUUCAAGACAACAAAUCGAUUGCUGCUUACCGGAACUCCUUUACAGAAUAACCUCCACGAACUGUGGGCAUUGCUCAAUUUUCUUUUACCUGAUGUCUUCAAUUCUGCAGAUGAUUUUGACUCAUGGUUCGACACUAAAAAUUGUCUUGGUGAUCAGAAACUUGUGGAAAGACUUCAUGCUGUUUUGAAGCCAUUUUUAUUACGUCGCAUAAAAGCUGAAGUAGAAAAGAGUUUGCCUCCAAAGAAGGAAGUAAAAAUUUAUCUUGGGCUCAGCAAAAUGCAGAGGGAAUGGUAUACAAGGAUCCUGAUGAAAGACAUUGAUAUCCUGAAUUCAGCUGGGAAAAUGGAUAAGAUGCGUCUGCUGAAUAUUCUGAUGCAGCUGCGGAAAUGCUGUAACCAUCCUUACCUAUUUGAUGGUGCUGAGCCGGGCCCUCCUUACACCACUGACACACAUCUCAUCACUAACAGUGGUAAAAUGUUAGUUCUGGAUAAACUGCUGGCAAAACUCAGAGAGCAAGGUUCCAGAGUUCUACUUUUCAGUCAGAUGACUCGCUUACUGGAUAUUUUGGAAGACUAUUGCAUGUGGCGUGGCUACGAGUACUGCCGGCUGGAUGGACAGACGCCACAUGAAGAAAGAGAGGAAGCAAUAGACACAUUUAAUGCUCCCAACAGCAGUAAAUUCAUUUUCAUGCUGAGUACCAGAGCUGGAGGCCUUGGAAUUAAUUUGGCAACUGCUGAUGUGGUUAUUCUCUAUGAUUCAGAUUGGAAUCCUCAAGUAGAUCUGCAGGCCAUGGAUCGUGCGCAUCGUAUUGGUCAAAAGAAACCAGUACGGGUGUUUCGACUAAUCACUGAUAAUACUGUUGAAGAGAGGAUUGUAGAAAGAGCUGAAAUAAAACUGAGGCUGGACUCUAUAGUUAUACAACAAGGAAGGCUCAUAGACCAGCAAUCCAACAAACUGGCGAAAGAUGAAAUGCUGCAGAUGAUCCGGCAUGGAGCCACGCAUGUUUUUGCUUCCAAAGAUAGUGAGCUGACAGAAGAAGAUAUAAACACUAUUUUAGAAAGAGGUGAAAAGAAGACAGCUGAAAUGAAUGAACGAUUGCAGAAAAUGGGAGAGAGCUCCUUACGAAAUUUCACUAUGGACACAGAAAUGAGUUUAUACAACUUUGAAGGUGAAGAUUAUAGAGAGAAACAAAAGCUAAGCAUGAUGGAAUGGAUAGAGCCUCCCAAACGAGAACGCAAAGCUAAUUAUGCAGUCGAUGCAUAUUUCAGAGAAGCCCUACGAGUCAGCGAGCCCAAAGUCCCAAAGGCUCCUCGACCUCCAAAACAACCAAAUAUUCAGGAUUUCCAGUUUUUUCCACCACGGUUAUUUGAACUUCUGGAAAAAGAAAUUCUGUAUUAUCGUAAGACUAUAGGAUAUAAGGUCCCCAGGAAUCCUGACCUCCCAAAUGCAGCUCAGGUACAAAAGGAGGAACAAAAGAAAAUAGAUGAGUCUAUGCCUCUGAAUACUGAGGAAACUGAAGAGAAAGAAAAGCUUCUUACACAGGGUUUUACAAACUGGAAUAAGAGAGACUUUAACCAGUUUAUUAAGGCUAAUGAGAAAUAUGGCCGUGAUGAUAUAGACAAUAUUGCCCGUGAGGUGGAGGGAAAGUCACCUGAGGAGGUCAUUGAGUAUUCAGCUGUUUUCUGGGAACGUUGUAAUGAACUACAGGACAUUGAGAGGAUUAUGGCUCAAAUUGAACGAGGAGAGGCAAGAAUUCAGCGGAGGAUCAGUAUCAAGAAAGCUCUCGAUGCCAAAAUUGCAAGGUAUAAAGCACCUUUUCAUCAGUUGCGUAUUCAGUAUGGAACAAACAAAGGGAAAAACUACACAGAAGAGGAAGACAGAUUUUUAAUAUGCAUGUUGCACAAGAUGGGCUUUGACAAAGAAAACGUGUAUGAAGAACUAAGGCAGUGUGUGCGCAAUGCUCCUCAGUUCAGAUUUGACUGGUUUAUCAAAUCUAGAACUGCCAUGGAGUUUCAGAGACGCUGCAAUACUCUCAUAUCACUAAUAGAAAAAGAAAACAUGGAAAUUGAGGAGAAAGAAAGAGCUGAAAAGAAGAAGAGGGGAGCAAAAGUUACAGCAUCACAGAAGAGAAAAGCAGACUUGGCUACUGAAAACUCUGGAAAAAAAGAUGCCAAGAAAGUGAAGUCAUGAACCUGAAAAUUGAAUGCUAAACAUAAAACUGUCAUGUUCUUCUCUCCAUCUACAAGUAUUAAUUGCCAAGUUCUUUGUAAUCAUGGUACUCCCCCAAAUCCCACAGUUUACUUUUGCAAAAUUUGUAUCCUUUACAAUGUCUUUCUUUACCUAAAAUGUGUAGCUUUAUAUCUUAUGCAUUCCAGUAUUUUUGUGUACUGUAUUUUGUGAGUUUCAUGUCUUUGGCAAAAUUCACUCAGUCCUUGUUUUUCUGAAGCUUGUGCUGAGGUUUUAGCUUUUAUAUGUUUUAUAUGCUGCUGCUUUGAAAGAAAACCUAGAUUCUAUAGCUGUAUUAUUGUUGUUUCAUAUUUUAAAUUUAUAUGGCUGUUGGAAAAUAAACUGACUUAUUUGAAGAGAAAUAUA